This is a messenger RNA of Pestalotiopsis fici W106-1, 1143 nucleotides long. RefSeq names its product aryl-alcohol dehydrogenase AAD14. The record is from RefSeq and is a predicted model, not a curated record. Bases 1 to 1143 code for a protein of 380 amino acids. Lineage: Eukaryota; Fungi; Ascomycota; Sordariomycetes; Amphisphaeriales; Sporocadaceae. The transcript is spliced from 2 exons.
AUGAUUGGACAAUCCCUCCCAGAGCCAGCGACAGAGCUUGGCCGUCACAGGAUAUUCUCGUCGACGGCCGCAAUGAGAGUGUCCCCGCUUCAGCUGGGCGGCAUGUCUAUAGGUGAAAAAUGGGCUGGAUUUCUGGGGUCCAUGGACAAGGAGACCUCGUUCAAACUACUCGACGCCUUUUGGGAAGCCGGAGGUAACAUCAUUGACACCUCAAGCAACUACCAAGAUGAGCAGUCGGAGACGUGGAUCGGCGAGUGGAUGGCGCAGCGAGGCAACCGUGACUCCAUGAUCAUCGCCACCAAGUUCACCACGGACUACCGCAGCUACGCUGUUGGCAAGGGACCUCAGGCUGCAAACUUUAGCGGCAAUCACCGCAAGCUCAUCCACAUGUGUGUGCGGGACUCGUUGAAGAAGUUGCAGACAGACUAUAUCGACAUCCUCUACAUGCACUGGUGGGACCACACUACGUCGAUCAAGGAACUGAUGGACACCCUGCACAUGCUCGUGGUGCAAGGCAAAGUCCUAUACCUUGGAGUCUCAGACACCCCAGCGUGGAUCGUCGCAGCCGCAAACACGUAUGCCGUCGAGCAAGGAAAGACACCAUUCAGCGUCUACCAGGGGAGAUGGAACGUGAUGAACCGAGCAUUUGAAAGGGAUAUCAUACCCAUGGCCAGGCACUUUGGAAUGGCAUUAGCUCCCUGGGACGUCAUGGGCGGAGGCAAAUUUCAAACCAAAGAAGCCAUUGAAAAGCGCAAAGAAGCCGGAGAACCUCUACGCUUACUCUCGGGUGCACACCAGACCCCAGAAGAAGUAAGAAUGAGUGCUGCCCUGGCCAAGGUAGCGGCCGAGCACAAUAACGAGUCCGUCACCGCCAUUGCCUUGGCCUAUGUACUGCACAAAGCCCCCAACGUAUUUCCAAUCGUGGGAGGGAGAAAGGUCGAGCAUCUACAGGACAACAUCCGGGCAUUGAGCAUCAAGUUGACCGAUCAGCAAAUUUCCUUUUUGGAGAACGUGCGACCAUUUCAAUUGGGAUUCCCUCAUGACUUUAUCGGCCCCGAUCCCCAGUUGACUGGCAAAUCAAAUUGGCUCGCCCGCACUAGCCACGUUGUCUUUCCGAACGCCCAGAAACAAAAGUCGAUCUAG